Penicillium canariense is the source of this 1485-nucleotide messenger RNA. RefSeq lists its product as uncharacterized. Gene Ontology annotation, molecular function: DNA-binding transcription factor activity; transcription cis-regulatory region binding. NCBI's taxonomy places the organism in Eukaryota, Fungi, Ascomycota, Eurotiomycetes, Eurotiales, Aspergillaceae. Gene Ontology annotation, cellular component: nucleus. The record is from RefSeq and is a predicted model, not a curated record. The transcript has 6 exons. Bases 1 to 1485 code for a protein of 494 amino acids. Gene Ontology annotation, biological process: positive regulation of transcription by RNA polymerase II.
AUGUCUACCAGAAAAGUCGUGGCACAUCCGCUCGUUUUGAUCUGGACUGGGAUAAGCAUCAAGUCUGGGUGGGCGUCUCUCAGCCCAUGGGACACGCCGAAACUGACGCCCUAUGGUCCAAUGCUAGUCACAUUUGUGCUUGAGGCAUCCGACAAUUGGGAAACAGAUGACCCCAUGCAAGGAAACCAACUCCCAUUGACGAGCAGACCCUUGAAGCCCAACACAGCUCUCGAUCGGCAUCGAGAUGCGGGGGCAUACAUCAUGGUGGAAAAAAGCACACCGGCGCAACAUCCUACCAACAAGACUCCACCGCAUCGGAGGAUCGCUGCCAGCAGUUCCAUGCCACCUACAGUCGAUAAAGCACCGGUCUUAACGCUGCGUGAAGCGACGUUGAUGCGUGGGUUUAUCCAGCGCAUUACGCCAUGGACGGAUAUAUGCGACCCCCAGUGCCAUUUUAGCACGGAUGUGCCUCGGCGGUCAUUACAGGCUCCCAUGGUGCUGAAAGCAAUUAUGGCGCUUGCAGCACGGCAUGAUGCCAUCCUAAUUAACCACAGCGACUGGGAGGCCUCAUCCUACCACGGCCAGUGUCUGGAGCUGCUCAUCCCAGCACUGGAUCGACCUGAGCACACCUACGAUGAAGACUUGCUGGUCACAGUCGUCCUGCUACGGGUCUACGAGGAGCUGGAGAACAACACCGACCAGCAAUUCCAUCUCUUGGGAUCCAACCGUCUCAUCAACCUGAUGUCUCGUUCGGCUUCAUCGGGCGGACUGGCGGAGGCUGUCAGCUGGCAGUUCCUGCGGCAGGCCAUCUACGCGUCGGUGGUGCAGUAUCAGCCUCUGCAGCUGGAUUUGCGGAAUUAUGAGCGGUCGUCGAUGUUUCAACGCAGCGAUGAUGCCGCGGUUGCGAACAUGAUCAUUUUCCACUGCGCGCAUAUUCUUCGGAUCUGCGGCAAUGUGGCCCAGGAGCCUGUCGAUGAACAUGCACGACGCCAAUUCGCCAGUGCCGUCGAUGAAUGGUACCAGGCGAAACCGACCACCUGGCAGCCGCUCCGAUACCAACCGGCGGAUGUGACUGCGGGUCGGCCGUUCCCUGAAUUAUGGAUGAUGUCGCCUCCAGCCGUGGUUGGGAUGCAGUAUUACCAUGCCGCCCGCAUCUUUUUGACCAUUUCGGAGGUGUGCUCACGGCCCAUGAGUGAUUACCAAAUGGCCCGCGCGCGCCGGGUGUCAGAAAGGACUAUCGCGGGUCACAUUGUGAGCGUCGUUGGACUGUCUCGGUCCAAUGAAAGUGUCCAUAACGCCUAUUUCAUGGCCUGCCAUCUGCUCCAUCGCUUCGGCUACUGUCUGCAGCAUUUGACGGAGCAGCAGGGCUCGUUAGAUUUUCUUUGCUGCGCGGAGAAAGUCCUGGGCUGGCGAACCUCGUGGAUUCGGCGGGAGCUGGAACGCCAGUGGGCCGAACUAAACAGCGUGGACAGUCCAGAUGGCUGA